GAUUCCAGCGCGGUGGAAAACUUUCUGAGAGAUGGAGCGGUCGCCGAGGCGCUGAGUUCUGCACUUUUAUUCGGGAUUUUAGCCACGAAACGGAGAUUCAGUUGGAAAAAACUUCGCUGCCUUCCACAUUCGUGCGGAUUUAAACUUUGGAGGCUCGGUUUUGGGGAACUUUUUGAGAGUUUAGUGCCGGAGAGAUGCCGCAGCUCGCUCGCCCUGUGAGCUCCGCGCUGCUUCUGCUGCUCCUCAGCGGAUUUACAGCCGUUACAGGAGACUCGGGCCGAACGGAACCGCAGCCGUGUCCGUCGGUGUGCUCGUGUACCGGGAAUCUGGCGGACUGUAGCGGAUUAAAGGCUGGGUGGACGGUGGAGCGGCUGCCCGCCAGGAUCACGCGUCUGGAUUUGAGCCAUAGUAAGUUGCGCGUGUUUCCUGAAGCGCUGUUCUCCAGCCUGCCGCAGCUCAGUGAAAUAAAGCUGAGCAACAAUGAGUUCGAGUCCAUCCCGGAUUUGGGCCAGAACGCUGGAAACCUCAGCAGUCUGAUUCUAGCGAAUAACCGGAUCGGCAGGGUCUCGCCAGAGCGACUCAGUCCACUUCUCUCACUGGAGACACUGGAUCUCAGUAACAACAACAUCGUGGAGGUUUACGCCGGAGCUUUUCCUCCCAUUCCCCUCAAAAACCUGUUUUUGAGUAAUAACCGUAUCUCCACACUGGAGCUCGGCUGCUUCAGUAACCUGUCCAGUUCACUGCUGGUGCUGAAACUCAACAAAAACCGUCUGAACUCCAUCCCGGCCAAGAUCUUCUCACUGCCACACCUGCAGCACCUAGAGCUGAGCAGGAACCGUCUGCGGCGUGUGGAGGGUCUGACGUUUCAGGGUCUGCACGGCCUGCGCUCGCUGAAGAUGCAGCGGAACGGCAUCAGCAGACUGAUGGACGGAGCCUUCUGGGGACUCAACAACAUGGAAGUGCUGCAGCUGGAGUUCAAUAACCUGACAGAGGUGAGUAAAGGCUGGCUAUACGGCCUCCUGACGCUGCAGCAGCUCCAUCUCUCACACAACUCCAUCAGCCGCAUCAAACCCGACGCCUGGGAGUUCUGCCAGAAACUCGCCGAGCUUGAUCUGAGCUGGAAUCAGUUGAGUCGUCUGGAGGAAGGCAGUUUUGUUGGUCUCAGUGUCCUGGAGCAGCUCCACAUCGGGAACAACCGGAUCAGUUUCAUCGCAGACGGAGUGUUUCGAGGCCUCGCAAACCUGCAGACGCUAGAUCUGAAGUUUAAUGAGAUUUCGUGGACCAUCGAGGACAUGAACGGCCCCUUCUCUGCUCUGGACAACCUCCGGAAACUCUUCCUCCAAGGGAAUCGCAUCCGAUCAGUCACCAGAAAGUCCUUCACUGGCCUGGAAAUGCUGGAGCAGUUAGAUUUGAGCAACAAUGCCAUCAUGUCUCUCCAGGCCAAUGCGUUCUCUCAGAUGAAGAAGCUGAGCGAGCUGCACCUGAACACCUCCAGCCUGCUGUGUGACUGCCAGCUGAAGUGGUUUUCUCUCUGGGUGGCAGAACAGGCCUUUCUGGCUCUGCUGAACGCCAGCUGUGCCCAUCCACAUCUGCUGAAGGGCAGGAGUGUCUUCAGCGUCGCCCAGGACGAGUUCGUGUGCGAUGAUUUCCCCAAACCGCAGAUCACGGUUCAGCCGGAGACCCAGUCGGCCAUCAAAGGCAGCAACGUGACAUUCGUGUGUUCGGCGGCGAGCUCCAGCGACUCCCCGAUGACCUUCGCCUGGAAGAAAGACAAUGAGCUGCUGAGUGAGCCGGAGAUCCAGAAUCAGGCCCAUGUGCGUGCUGCGGCCGGAGAGACGGGCGAGCUGACAGAGUACACCACCACACUACAGUUGCGGCGGGUGGAGUUCAGCAGCGAGGGACGGUAUCAGUGCGUCAUCUCCAACCAUUUCGGCUCCUCGUACUCCAGCAAAGCCAAACUCACCGUCAACAUGCUGCCGUUCUUCACCAAGACGCCGAUGGACCUGACGAUCCGCGCAGGGGCUACGGCACGUCUGGAGUGUGCAGCUAGCGGACACCCGUCUCCGCAGAUCGCCUGGCAGAAAGACGGAGGCACUGAUUUCCCUGCGGCGCGCGAGCGAAGGAUGCACGUCAUGCCCAGAGACGACGUGUUCUUCAUCGUAGAUGUGAAAACAGAAGACAUCGGCGUCUACAGCUGCACCGCGCAGAACACAGCUGGAGCUAUAUCUGCUAAUGCUACGUUAACGGUGCUCGAAACACCGUCAUUCCUGCGUCCGCUGCUGGACCGUGCUGUGGCGAAGGGUGAGACGGCGGUGCUGCAGUGUAUCGCGGGCGGCAGUCCUCCACCACGCCUCAACUGGACCAAAGACGACAGCCCCCUGCAGGCCACUGAGCGCCACUUCUUCGCUGCAGGAAAUCAGCUGCUGAUCAUUGUGGACGCGGCGGAGGCCGACGCCGGCACCUACACCUGUGAGAUGUCCAACCCGCUGGGCACCGAGCGCGGGAACCUGCGGCUCUCUGUCCUGCCCAACCCUAACUGUGAUCCAGGGUCGGCAGGUGGAGGGGCUGUGGGGGCUGCGGGGGGUGGACGAGGCUCCGAGGAGGACGGCUGGACCACUGUGGGCAUCGUCAUCAUCGCAGUGGUGUGCUGUGUAGUGGGAACAUCUCUGGUGUGGGUCGUGAUUAUUUACCACACACGCCGGCGCAACGAGGACUGCAGCGUCACCAACACAGAUGAGACUAAUCUCCCACCAGAUAUCCCCAGUUACCUGUCGUCUCAGGGCACGCUGGCGGAGCGACAGGACGGGUAUAUGCUGCCGUCUGAGAGCGGCAGCAGCCAUCAGUUCAUCAGCUCCUCCAUCGGGGGAUUUUACAUGCCGUCCAAAGACAUGAACAGCCUCUGUCAGCUGGACACUGGCAGUGAAGCGGAUCUAGAGGCUGCGAUCGACCCUCUGCUCUGCCAUUAUCAGGGGCCCGUCGGCUCUCUGCUGACCCCAGGAGCGCACUACAGCGCAGAGCUGCCUGACACGUACACUGUGUGUGUGUCGGAGCCGCGUCUCCUCUCAGACUCGUACAGCAGGAAGAGAGAUUUCUACACCUGCAGCUCCUCAUUGGAUCCCUGCGAUCACAUGAUGCUGCCGCACGACAUCACUUCCUGUGUGGACGACUGCGAGAUGGACCUGCCCCGCUCUGGGUCAUACAUGGGUACAUUUGGGAAAGCGGCUUGGUGUCCGGCACAGGAUCACAGCGCCGUCAUCCUCCAUGAGAACCCGUACGCAGCUCUACACACAGAGGAGGAGCUCACGCACACACACUCACACGCGCACAGCAGUGUUUACGAGCAGCCCUUUGACAGCCGGACGAUAGACAGCAAUCACACAGCACUGGGCUCCUAGCACACGCUCGCUCCACCAAAGAAACCCCUCUACCUCACAGAGAGCUGAAUGUAAAUGAGCAACGCUUGUACAGAGAAACUCUAUAUAUGCCUUUUAUACAGAUCUAUAUUUUGUAAAUGAAUCGUGUACAUAUGACCCCUCUGGUGUAAAUGUAGAGCGUCAGCGCUAUAGUGAAGCCGCUGGUCUGGUGAUGAGGUUUAUUCAGCUUUGGCUUUUGCUUGGAGCAAGUAAAGCACCGUUUGCACAAACUAUAGUACGCAAUAAACACUCCAUGAGCUGCUACA
Danio aesculapii is the source of this 3679-nucleotide messenger RNA. RefSeq names its product leucine-rich repeats and immunoglobulin-like domains 3 (gene lrig3). Gene Ontology annotation, molecular function: protein binding. The coding region runs from base 195 to 3395 and encodes 1066 amino acids. Lineage: Eukaryota; Metazoa; Chordata; Actinopteri; Cypriniformes; Danionidae. The transcript has 19 exons. The record is from RefSeq and is a predicted model, not a curated record.